AUGUUAUCCGAAGCUGAAGAAAGCGUCUUAACCUCCAAUUACGUUAAUAUAAGUAAAGAUUUACCUUAUGAUUCCCUUAUUGGUGAAAUUAAAGCCAAUAAAAUUAUCGAUGAUUACGAGAGCGCGGAAUUGGACACCAUCAGCCAUCCAAUCAAGCGAAAUAAAUCCUUACUCGAUAAAUUGCGCAAAAAACCUUCAGGCACCUUCGUGUUAUUUUGUAAACUCUACAGCAACGUAAGAAGUGUUCAAUCACAACAAGGGGCAGAUCUAUUGCGAAAAAUCCAAGAUGAAAAAGCAAAACUUGCCAGGCCUGGCACAGAUCUUAACCACAUUACAUACGAAAACUCCAAUAGGCAACCCGCUGUUGAUCUUGACGAACCCGCUAAGCCUUACAUAAAAAAGAUAUAUAGAGACAUCGGUGUAGACUGGCCAAAACUUGCUUUGGAAUUAGAUUAUAGCCAGAAUGAUAUCAAGAGAUUCAAAGUCGACACUCAAAACGACUCUAAUGAGCAAUGUGCUGCAAUGCUUUAUGAUUACCAAAGGAAACAUGGAUCUUCCUUUACUAAAUCCAAGCUAGAGAAGGCUCUACGUGAAAGCGAUCUGGGUGAAGCUGCCGACAAACUCUUAAAACUAUCAUUAUAA
Trichoplax adhaerens is the source of this 642-nucleotide messenger RNA. RefSeq lists its product as uncharacterized. The transcript has 2 exons. Gene Ontology annotation, cellular component: CD95 death-inducing signaling complex; cytoplasm. Gene Ontology annotation, molecular function: death receptor binding; caspase binding. The record is from RefSeq and is a predicted model, not a curated record. Gene Ontology annotation, biological process: positive regulation of extrinsic apoptotic signaling pathway; TRAIL-activated apoptotic signaling pathway. The coding region runs from base 1 to 642 and encodes 213 amino acids. NCBI's taxonomy places the organism in Eukaryota, Metazoa, Placozoa, Uniplacotomia, Trichoplacea, Trichoplacidae.